CUCCUAUUAACUGCUUCGACAGAGUCUGUCUGCCCAGGUAACGGAGCUCGUUUGUCUUGUCGAGCUGGUUUUUCGCGAUUGAGAGGCGUGGGUAGUAGCAAGACGCGCGGUAUACCCAUCAAACAGACGGAGAUCUUACGUCAGUGCCAGUGUUGGAGCAGGGCGAGGACAAGGACGACGAGGUUGGACCACGACGGCCAUCGUUCGGGGCUUACAUCAUCCAAGGGCCAGUUCCAUCUCCAUUAUACGUGAUUGUCACUGCAGCGGAAUAGCAGAGCAGUAGACGCGGAACUCGGAAAGAGACACAGAGAGCGAGCACAAUGCCCACCAAGUCGUCGUACCCGGACAUCCAGAUCCCCAAUGUCGACCUUUGGGGGCUGAUGUUUGAGCAGCCCCGGGAAUUCCCCGACUCUCAAGUCAUCUACCGCUCCGUGGACUCGUCGCGGCACUACACGUGGGCCGAUGUCAAAGAAGCCGCCACGGCGUUUGGAGGUGGUCUGCGCAACCUCUGGGACUGGGAGAAGGGCGACGUGCUGAACAUCUACGCGCCCAACGACGUCGACUUUGCCCCCAUCGUCUAUGGCGUCUUCUUCGCCGGCGGCAUCGUGUCGCCCGCGAACCCCGCGUAUUCGGCCGACGAGCUGUCCUUCCAGCUGUCCAACUCCGGGUCCAAGGCGAUCGUGACGACGACGGACUUCCUGCCCACGGCCCUGAAGGCGGCCAAGAUGUCCAACAUCCCCGAGGACCGCGUGAUCCUGCUGGGCAGCAAACGCGAUCCGUCGCACCGGGUCAAGCACUGGACCAACAUCCGCAAGACGUCGGGCGCGACCCGCUACAGGCGGCGCAAGAUGGAUCCGGAUAACGAGCUGGCUUUCCUCGUCUACAGCUCGGGGACGACCGGUCUGCCGAAAGGAGUCAUGCUGAGCCACCGCAACAUCAUUGCCGACGUACUCAUGAUCAAGGGAGCCAUGGGCAAGUGGUACUCGAGCGGGAACGACAAGAUCCUCGGGGUGUUACCAUUCUACCACAUUUACGGCCUCACGGGACUGAUCCAUCAGCCUCUGCAUCGCGGCAUUGAGCUUGUGGUGAUGCCCGCGUUCAAUCUCGAGGUGUUUUUGAAGGCCGUCCAGGAGCACAAGAUCACGUUCAUUUACGUUGCGCCCCCGGUCAUUGUGCGGCUGUCUCGGGACGAAAUUGUCGACAAGUACGACCUGAGCAGCGUGAGGAUGAUCACGAGCGGUGCAGCUCCUUUGACUCGAGAACUGGUCGAUGCCGUCCACAAGAGACUGAAGAUCAAGAUCAACCAGGCCUAUGGAUUGAGCGAAACUUCCCCCAUGACGCACACACAGCCCUGGGAUGAAUGGUACUCGUCCGUGGGAAGUGUGGGCAAGAUGUUCCCGAGUAUGACGGCCAAGUAUAUAUCGCCCGACGGGAAAGAACUUGGGCCCGGCGAGGCCGGAGAGCUAUGGCUGUCUGGACCGAACGUUUUCAAGGGGUAUUGGAAGAACGAGCAAGCGACCAAGGACGCCAUCACGGAAGACGGCUAUUUCAAGACCGGGGACGUGGGCUUCCAAGACAAAGACCACAAUUUCUACAUCACGGACCGAGUCAAGGAGCUGAUCAAGUACAAGGGGUUCCAGGUACCCCCAGCCGAGCUCGAGGGCAAACUGAUGGAUCACCCUGGGAUCAACGACGUCGCGGUGAUUGGGGUGUACGACGAAUUCCAGCACACCGAAGUGCCUCGGGCUUACGUGGUGGCCAGCGAUCGCAGCAAGACCAGUGAGAAGGACGCAGAAGAGAUCGUGCAAUGGCUGGCAGGCAAAGUGGCCAAUCACAAAAGACUGCGAGGCGGCGUGAGGUUCAUUGACGAGAUUCCAAAGAGUGCUGCGGGUAAGAUCCUGCGGAGAUUGCUCAAGGAUAAGGCUAAGGAGGAAGAUGGAGGGAACAAGGUCAAGGCGAAACUCUAGGGUUGGUCGGGGGUUCGGAGGAGGUCUGGACGGGUCGAGCGAGGGGUAUGUGUCCAUAUGUUUUCCAUCUUCCGCCUCUUUUUUUUUUCUUUCUGUGGCAAGAUUUCUCUCAUGUACCUACAGGGGAGUACCAGAUGUGGCGGACGCGGAGUGUAUACGAGUUGGGAUGUAGUUCGAUGCGGCUGAUGGCCAAGGCGAAUACGAGUGACAAGCUUUUUCGCGACAGGACCUGAUUCGGGAGUUCUGUGCCGAUUAAGCCUCUGAACAGCGGGCUGGGCAUCUCUUUUCUGUUAGAUGCUGUGUAGAUGAAAAAGAACGUACCUUGCUCGCUGGGCCACCCACUCGCCUCAAGAAGAAUGGAG
Cladophialophora immunda is the source of this 2329-nucleotide messenger RNA. RefSeq lists its product as uncharacterized. The record is from RefSeq and is a predicted model, not a curated record. Gene Ontology annotation, molecular function: CoA-ligase activity. Bases 321 to 1967 code for a protein of 548 amino acids. Gene Ontology annotation, biological process: secondary metabolic process. The transcript has 3 exons. Lineage: Eukaryota; Fungi; Ascomycota; Eurotiomycetes; Chaetothyriales; Herpotrichiellaceae.